Messenger RNA from Cydia pomonella (codling moth), 5186 nucleotides. It is a transcript of the gene NOS1, whose product is annotated as nitric oxide synthase-like. Lineage: Eukaryota; Metazoa; Arthropoda; Insecta; Lepidoptera; Tortricidae. The coding region runs from base 78 to 3707 and encodes 1209 amino acids. Gene Ontology annotation, molecular function: FMN binding; heme binding; NADP binding. The transcript has 22 exons. Gene Ontology annotation, biological process: nitric oxide biosynthetic process. The record is from RefSeq and is a predicted model, not a curated record.
GGCAAGCAUAUAUACUAUGACCGAGUCAAACAUCUUUCAGUUUAAGAUAUUCACACGUGCGGACGGUGUCUAAAUAAAUGUCAAAUCCAUUACUUUGCUGUGGUAAGGGUCACUUGGCCCUGCAUGACUCGGAGAAAGAGACGUUAAAAACAAUUAAAAAAACGGAAAAAAAAUCGGCUAACAAAAUGGAACACGUCGUUAACGGGAAUCAUAUUCCCGCGGUUUGUCCCUUCAGUGGUAAUAGUGCUGAAAAUGUGAAUGACAAGAGAAAUUUGCGAGUGAAAUUGAACCAGCCAAUGAAGCUGCGAAAUUAUUUGGACAACUCGUUGCAGACCUUAGAUACACUGCAUACCAGGGAAAAUGAUAUCGCUCUCAUUGAGUCCCGCUGCACUCGCGUCGUGUGCUCGGGCAGCGUCAUCGACAUCCCGCGGCCCGACGCCGUGCGCACCCCCGACGAGAUCUACUGCGACGCCGAAAAGUUCUUCAAGGAAUACUACGCGUCAAUACGCAGAGAAAAUUCGGAUGCGCACAUGACUAGGCUGCAGGAAGUUAAGGCGCAGUUGGAAACAAAAGGCACGUACAAUUUGAAGAGCCCUGAACUGGUGUACGCGACAAAGCUAGCAUGGAGAAACGCGACGCGAUGUAUUGGCCGGAUACAAUGGAAGAAAUUGCAGGUCUUCGAUUGUAGAGAAGUAACAACUGCAAAAGGAAUGUUCGAGGCGCUUUGUACGCAUAUCAAAUACGCGACGAAUAAAGGAAAUAUCCGAUCGGCAAUCACCAUUUUUCCCCAACGCACAGACGGCAUGCAUGACUACAGGAUAUGGAACCCACAGCUCAUCAACUACGCGGGCUACGUGCAAGAAGACGGAUCAGUCUUAGGCGACCCUGGCAGAGUCGAAUUCACAAAUAUCUGCAUAAAGCUGGGAUGGAAGCCGCCAUACACGAUGUGGGACAUUUUGCCGCUGGUGCUGCAGGCCGACGGCAAAGAGCCAGAGUUCUUCGAUUUACCCCGGGAUAUUGUAUUGGAAGUCCAGAUGGAACAUCCUGAAUUGGACUGGUUCAAAGAGCUCGGCCUGCGCUGGUACGCGCUGCCUGCCGUCGCCAACAUGAGACUGGACUGCGGAGGCAUCGAGUUCACCGCCACCGCGUUCAACGGCUGGUACAUGGGCACCGAGAUCGGCUGCCGCAACUUCUGCGACGCCAGCCGCUUAAAUAUAUUGGAAAAAGUAGCGCUGAAAAUGGGCCUCGAGACUACUUCGGCGGUAUCCCUGUGGAAAGACCAGGCAGUGGUGGAGAUCAACAAAGCCGUGUUGCACAGUUUCCACAGGGACAUCGUGUCCAUCGUGGAUCACCAUUCUGCCUCCGAGCAGUUUAUGAAGCAUUUGGAAAACGAAAACAAGGCUAGGGGUGGGUGCCCAGCUGACUGGGUCUGGAUUGUUCCUCCGCUUUCAUCGUCCUUAACACAAGUGUUUCACCAAGAAAUGGCUAAUUAUUACAUGAAACCGUCUUACGAGUAUCAAACUGAUCCUUGGAAAAAAUACAAUUGGGAAAAAUCAGGAGAAAAGCCACAUCGAAAAUUCCACUUCAAGCAAAUAGCACGAGCCGUCAAGUUCACGUCCAAACUGUUCACCACGGCGUUGUCUCGUCGCGUCAAGGUCACCAUUCUCUAUGCCACAGAGACAGGCAAAUCUGAACAAUAUGCCAAAGAAUUAGGGACUAUAUUUGGACACGCUUUUAAUGCUCAGGUUUUCGCUAUGGAUGAAUAUGACAUGUUCUCCAUUGAACACGAAACGCUGAUUUUGAUCGUUACCUCAACAUUCGGUAAUGGAGAACCUCCUGCGAAUGGCCAGGAUUUUAUAGACCAUCUUUUCCAAAUGCAAAACAUGGAAAAUGAACUAGAUGGCUCUCAAAGCGCUCCCAGCCCAGGUUUCAGAACACCAACACCAAAAUCUUUAAUGAGAACUAACAGCGUCAUGUCACCUCCACCGACAUGCAAAAGACCUCUUUCGCGCGUGGAAUCCAAUAGAAGUACAACCGGAGACUCAUCUCUCGAACAUCUUGGUCCGUUGAGUAAUGUCAGCUUCGCAGUGUUUGGUCUGGGAUCCAGCGCAUAUCCCAAGUUUGCGAAUUUUGCCAAAACUGUCGACAGAGUUUUGGGUGAAUUGGGAGGAGAAAGGAUCUUGGAAAUUGCCACUGGUGAUGAAAUGUUUGCACAAGAACAAGAGUUUCGUGCUUGGUCUUCUAAAAUAUUCCAGGUUGCUGCCGAAACAUUCUGCGUAGAAGAAACUAUGCUAAUGGAUGCCAAAAACGCAAUUUCUAAACUGCCGCUAACCGAAGAAACCGUCAGAUUCGGAAAACCAUCUACGACUGUAUCUAUGAAGCAGGCCCUUGAGAGUACCUAUAAAAGACAAGUUAUUCCUAGUAUGGUCAAGAAAAUCAAACGUCUAGGCGAUCACACUGAAGACCGAGAAACCAUAUUUGUAGAUAUGCAGCCAAGAGAUGAAGUCAAAUACGACCCAGGAGAUCAUCUUGGAGUUAUGCCUUGCAACCGUGAAGAAAUUGUAAACUCGGUGUUAAAAAGACUAAAAGAGACCGACUUCGACGUCCCUGUACAACUGCAAAUGAUGAAGGAAACACUUUCGCCUCUUGGUUCAUCAAAGACGUGGGAGAAACAUGAACGCAUACCCGCCGUGUCUAUCCGAGACCUGUUUACUCGUUUCCUAGACAUAACAACUCCACCACCUACAACUGUUUUGAAGUACUUAGCCAAAGCUUGUUCUGACGAAAAAGACACGUUGAAAAUAAAUGAGCUAAUUCUGGAUUCUGAAAAGUAUGACGAAUGGAAGCAUUUCAACGUCCCCCAUUUAGGGGAAGUUUUAGAGGAGUUGCCAUCUUGCAAGCCUCAGGGUUCACUUCUAGCAGCGCUUCUGCCUACCUUACAACCAAGAUUCUAUUCUAUUUCUUCGUCGCCACUCGCGCACCCGAAACAUAUACAUCUCACUGUAGCUAUCGUAUUUUACAAAGUUCGAAAUGGUGAAGGUCCAGUCCAUUACGGAGUUUGCUCAAACUAUUUAAAGAAUCUCAAAGAAAAUAAGGACGAAAUAUUCGUUUUUAUAAGACGUGCACCAAACUUCCAUUUGCCAAAGAGCUUGUCGGUACCUCUCAUCUUAAUUGGGCCCGGUUCUGGUAUCGCCCCACUGAGAGGAUUCUGGCAUCACAGAAAAUACCAAAUAAAGGAACUAAGUAAAAAGGAGAAGAUCGGACAAGUUUGGUUAUUCUUCGGGUGUCGAACUAAGGGAAUGGAUAUAUACAGAGUUGAAAAGGAACAAGCUGUUAGAGAAGGGACUCUUAACAGAGUGUUCUUGGCUCUUUCAAGAGAAGCAAAGAAGGACAAGAAAUACGUCCAAGACCACUUAAGAGAGGAGGGACAAGCAAUAACCAGAAUGCUCAUGGAGGAGGGCGGACACUUCUAUGUGUGUGGAGACUGCAAGAUGGCGGAAGAGGUGCAACAGACGUUGAAGCAGAUACUGCAACAGCACACCAACUUCUCGGAGCUCGAGGCGGAACAUUUCAUAAUGAGCUUAAUGGACGAUAACCGAUACCAUGAAGACAUAUUCGGCAUCGUUUUACGAACGGCAGAGGUGAAGAAUGCUUCCAGGGAAACCGCUAGAAGAACCCGACUGGAAUCAGGACAAUCUCAAUGUUAAAAUCAAUUUUGAUUUAGCUAAUUUAUCAUUUUAACUAACUAACACGCCGCAAAGUUCAAGUUGUGAUAAGGGAACAAAUUUUAAGCAUGGGGAAUCAAAGAUUGUAUUUAGUUUACAAAUUGAUUCAGAGAAAUUCUAUGGUAUGCAUUUAGAUAUAGAAAAGCGAUAUUGGUACAACAGCUUUUCGCUUACCUACUGAUUAAUUGGUAUUUAAUGGAAUAAAUAGGAUAGAUGAUAUUGACUCGGCGUAACUUCCUAUUCCACUUUGGGAAGUUGGGAACACGAAGGUAAUAUGGCAAGUUAUUCCAGCCACGACAAAAUUCAGUGACGGACCAAUAAAAAAGUUUUUAUGUAAUUUUUAAGUUUUUAAUUGUUUAUUACUUCUUAUAUUUAAUUCUUGAAAUUAAUUUUUUAAAUAGUAUUUUAUGCAGUAUUAAUAAUGAAAUUGUUUACACUGUACAUUAAAAGGUCUCCUUCAGUAUUUUUUUAAAUAUCCUUGCUUAGCAAAAAUCGCAAUUUGUUUUUGUAAUUGGAGAAUUGAUUGAAAUCUUAAUUUGACUACAUUAAAUGUGUCGUACUGUUGUAAUUUAAAAUAUAAAUUAGUAUCUUAUUAUUUAACAUAAUUAAGGGACGUUUACUUAGAUUUAUACAUAUUUAUUAAGUGCUUUAUUUUAUUGCAAUGACUGAAAAGCGUGAAGCAAGCCAAAUAAAUACUGUUACGGUGUAGACAUACCUACACAUUGUGUAUCUAACAUUACUCACAGUUCAUUCAUUAUGUACACAGACAAUAACACGUAUGUGCGUAGCAAUGUACCUACUCGAAACACAGGCUACGUGACAGAACUACAAAAGUUUGUAACAGUUGUAAAUAAGUACCUAGACCGUCUUCAAAAAAGAAGUUUCUGCGCGAAUUCAAUAUGAACACCAGGGACCCUAGCCAAUCGUAUGCAGUAAAUGGCAUAUUGCCUAGGCCCUCACUGCGCCACGGUCUUGCAAAAGUUGCGUUGCUGUGCGAACGAACGUAGCCUUUACAGUUCGUGUCAUCCACGAUGACGCGCAGAUUUGUCAAAUCUAACCUUUAAUAACAUAACAAUACGCGUCAAGGCACGCGUCUUCGUGAAUCACACGAUCUUUAUGUCUUCAAAAUGAUUGUGUUAAACUUACACUAAGGCCCAGGACUGUAGUAUAAUUAAUAACUGCAAAAAAUUAACAUGGAAUGAUAAUGGACAAUGUACGUUUCCUAGGUAUAUUAAGUUGAGAAAAGAGAAAAAAAGCCCGUAUGAAAAUGUAUGACAUGCUCAGCUUGUCAUUUCGUGAAUAUUGUUUUCAAUGACAAACAUAAAAGGAACUGUUGUAUUUAGAGAUAAAACAUAUUAAAACGUUAGAUUAUUUAUUUGUAAAUCUUUAAAAUUAUUUUUGAUAAACUUGAGUAGUUUGGUAAAAAUACAUUUUUGAUUAAGAAUAAAACUGUACCCAGUA